Messenger RNA from Cynocephalus volans (Philippine flying lemur), 1909 nucleotides. RefSeq names its product negative regulator of ubiquitin like proteins 1 (gene NUB1). The record is from RefSeq and is a predicted model, not a curated record. Gene Ontology annotation, molecular function: protein binding. The transcript has 14 exons. The coding region runs from base 3 to 1847 and encodes 614 amino acids. Lineage: Eukaryota; Metazoa; Chordata; Mammalia; Dermoptera; Cynocephalidae. Gene Ontology annotation, biological process: regulation of ubiquitin-dependent protein catabolic process.
GGAUGGCCCAAAAGAAAUAUCUUCAAGCAAAAUUGACUCAGUUUUUAAGAGAAGACAGAAUUCAACUUUGGAAGCCUCCAUAUACAGAUGAAAAUAAAGAAGUUGGUUUGGCACUAAAGGACCUUGCUAAGAAGUACUCUGACAAGCUAGAAUGUUGUGAAAAUGAAGUAGAAAAGAUAAUAGAAGAAAUACGUUGCAAAGCGAUUGACCGUGGAACAGGAAAUAAAAAUUACAGAACAACAGGGAUUGCUACAAUUGAGGUGUUUUUACCUUCAAGACUAAGAAAAGAUAGGAAAAACUUAUUGGAGACCCAGUUGCACAUCACUGGCAAAGAAUUGAGGUCUAAAAUAGCUGAAACCUUUGGAUUUCAAGAAAAUUAUAUCAAAAUUGUCAUAAAUAAGAAACAGCUUCAACUAGGGGAAACCCUUGAAGAACAAGGAGUGACUCACAACGUAAAAGCGAUGGUGCUGGAACUAAAGCAGUCUGAAGAGGAUGCGAGGAAGAAAUUCCAGGUGGAGGAAGAGGAGCACAAUGAGGCUGAACUAAAGGAAAAACGAAUUCAGAGGACUAAGAGAGGAUUAGAGAUACUGGCAGAGAGAGCUGAGAUGGUGGUGGAUCCAGAAACUACACCAUACUUAGACAUAGCUAACCAGACAGGCAGAUCAAUCAGAAUUCCCCCAUCAGAAAGAAAAGCCCUUAUGUUAGCUAUGGGAUAUCAUGAGAAGGGCAGAGCUUUCCUGAAAAGAAAAGAAUAUGGACUAGCCUUGCCAUGUCUGUUGGAUGCUGACAAAUAUUUCUGUGAGUGCUGCAGAGAGCUGCUGGACACAGUGGAUAACUAUGCCGUGCUCCAGCUAGAUAUAGUGUGGUGUUACUUCCGCUUAGAGCAACUGGAAUGCCUUGACGAUGCAGAAAAAAAAUUAAACUUGGCCCAGAAAUGCUUUAAAAAUUGUUAUGGAGAAAAUCAUCAGAGACUGGUUCACAUAAAAGGAAAUUGUGGGAAAGAGAAGGUAUUGUUUUUAAGACUCUACCUGCUUCAAGGUAUCCGAAACUAUCACAGUGGAAAUGGUGAAGAGGCUUGUGAGUAUCUCAACAAGGCACGUCAGCUUUUUAAAGAGCUAUAUAUUGACCCAGCAAAAGUCCAGAAUCUGAUGCAGUUGGGAUUUACUGCCCAGGAAGCCCGGCUUGGCCUAAGGGCGUGUGAUGGGAAUGUGGAUCACGCAGCCACUCAUCUCACCAACCGCAAAGAGGAACUGGACCAAAUAAAAAAAGAGGAAAAAGAAAAGAAAAGACGCCACCUGGACAGCAUAAACUCUCUGAAAGGGAUGGGCUACUCCAUGCAUGCAGCCAAACAGGCCCUGCAUCAGGCCAGCGGGAACCUGGAUGAAGCCCUGAAGAUUCUCCUCAGUAAUCCUCACAUGUGGUGGUUAAAUGAUUUAGAUCCAGAAACCAACAACCAUGGAGAAAGUCCUUCCCAGGAAAACAUUGACCAACUGGUGUACAUGGGUUUUGAUGCGGUAGUGGCCGAAGCUGCGCUGCGAGUGUUCAGGGGCAACGUGCAGCUGGCAGCUCAGACGCUGGCUCACAGCGGAGGAAGCCUGCCCCCCGACCUGCAGCUCUCGGUGGAGGACUCUUCAUCAACACCGUCCACGUCCCCUUCAGACUCCGCAGGAACCUCCAGUGCCUCAACAGAUGAAGACAUGGAGACAGAGGCUGUCAAUGAAAUACUGGAAGACAUUCCAGAACAUGAGGAAGAUUAUCUUGAUUCAACUCUGGAAGAUGAAGAAAUUAUUAUUGCAGAGUACUUAUCCUAUGUAGAAAGUAUAAAGUCAGCAACAAAGAAAAACUAAAUGAUGGACAGAAAUAAGUACUGAGUUUCUGCUUAUAAAUUCUAUCACUAUGAAAAGUCUAA